This is a messenger RNA of Micromonas pusilla CCMP1545, 4449 nucleotides long. RefSeq lists its product as uncharacterized. NCBI's taxonomy places the organism in Eukaryota, Viridiplantae, Chlorophyta, Mamiellophyceae, Mamiellales, Mamiellaceae. Gene Ontology annotation, biological process: microtubule cytoskeleton organization. The coding region runs from base 1 to 4449 and encodes 1482 amino acids. The transcript is spliced from 5 exons. Gene Ontology annotation, molecular function: microtubule binding. The record is from RefSeq and is a predicted model, not a curated record. Gene Ontology annotation, cellular component: cytoplasmic microtubule.
AUGGACCGCAUCCUCCCCGCGCUGUCGUCGCCGCAGAUGAAGUCGCGGAUGACCGCGGUGGACGACCUCCAGGUGCGACGUCCGCCCUUCGCGUCGGACGCGACGACGCCCCCUUCGCGCCGUCGCAUCCAUCCCGGUCGUCGCGCACGACGCGCGCGUCGCCUCGUCUUUUUCAAAAUGUCCCGUCCCCCCUCGCCGGUCGUCCUCGCCGGUCGUCCCCUCCGUCGUCCCCUCCCUCAUCCCCGCGUCUCCCUCCCCGCGACUGACUCCACCGAACUCCACCAGACGUACCUGGAGACGAACGAGGUGGCGGACAGGGACGAGGCGGCGCAGAUCUCCGCCGCCCUCGAGUCGCUGCUCAAAGACAACAACGCCAAAGUGUGCGAGGGCGCGUUGUGCGCGGCGCGAAACGCCGUGGAGGGCGCCCCGGAGCUGUUCGAACGCCACGUGCCGUCGUUCAUCGGCGGCGUGUUCGACCGCCUGGGCGAUCUCAAGGCGCCGGUGCGAGAGGCGGGGCAGAGGCUCCUCGUGACGCUCAUGGCAAACGGCGUGAGUGAGCCGGCGACGCUCGUCGGGGGGCGGUCGAGCGCGUGGAAGCACAAGAACUGGCGCGUGCGCGAGGGGCUGCUUCGGACGAUCGAGAGCGCGUUCGACGACAUCGCGAGCGAGGGCCACGACAUGAACGGCCUCGACGCGAAGACGACGCUGCCGCAGUGCGUCGCGGCGCUGGAGGACAGAGAGGCGCCGGUGAGGGAGGCGGCGGCGGAUGCCGUCUGCGCGAUGGGCAACGCGACGGGCGGCGGCGACGUCGUCAGGGCGCUGAACAAGUUUACCAUCCGCCCCGCGCAGCUGAAAGACAUUCAGACGCGGCUGGGCGUGGACGCGGGGCCGAGCGCGGCGGUUUCGGCGGCGGCGGCGGGGAGCAGCAGCCGUCCGAGCAGCCACAGCGGCGUCAGGUCCGGAGCGACGUCGUCGUCGUCGUCGCCGCCCGCGACGUCGCACGCGUCGCGCGGACACUACGGCGGGGACGACCGGCGCGGUCACGGCGCGCCGCCGCCGGCGUCGUCGCGCCCGGGAGCCGGGAGCUCGAGGCCGUCAACGACGGGCGGGAUGCUUCGAAGGGCGAACAGCGGCGGCAUCCCGCCCGCGGACGCGAGCGCGGCGCCGCCGCCGUACGGCGCGGCGACGGGGUCGGUCCCGAGGAUCGCGGAGGGCGCGCCGCCGCGUCCCGUGCACGUGGACAGCGAGCGCGAGCUGUCGCAGGAGAUGGAUAAGAUCGCGACGCGGUUGAACCCGGCGAAGGAGUGGACGGAUCGCAUCGCGGCGAUGGUGCGGAUCGAGGCGCUGUUGCUCGGCGGAGCGGCGGAGUGGGAAAACUUCCCCGCGAUUCUCUCGCGGCUGCGCGAGCCGCUGACGCAUCAGGCGGCGGACCGGCGCUCCGCGAUCGUGCGCCAGGUGGCGCACCUGCUCGUCGUUCUCGCCGCGGAGCUCGGCGGCGAGUUCGAGAAGGAAGCGACGCACUACGUCCCGGAGCUGUUUAAGUGCGUCGUGAUCACCGUGCAGAUCAUCGCCGAGAGCGGCGACCUCGGCGUGCGCGGCGUCCUGCACAACUGUCACGCGAAGCAUCUGAUCCCCAAAAUAUGCGACGCCGCGUCCAAGGAUCGCAGCGCGAAGCUGCGGUCGAUCGCGACCGGGUGGCUCUCGCUCGUCGUGAAGGAGUGGGACCUCGGCGAGCGGUCCAGGGACGUCGUCGAGGACGCGGUCCUGAACAUGGUGGGCGACGGCAACGCGGAGGUGCGCGUCGGCGCGCGGCGGAUGUUCCUCGACUACGCGCGGCGGUUCCCCGACGCCGCGUCGAGAGCGCACGCGAGGAUGGACGCGAACACGCAGCGCUUGAUCGCGCAGGAGAGCGCCGCGGGGUACGACGGGGACGAGUACGCGAAGACGGGCGUCCUGGAUCAUCGGCCGGGGCGGGUCGCCGGGAGAGUCCGGUCGACGAGCCGGCCGGCGACGACGGCGGCGACGGCGCGGGUUCGACCCGCGCCGUCGUCGUCGUCCUUGGGGUUUGCGGACGGGUACGGCGGCGCGGAUUCGUACCUCUCCGCGUCGGACGUCAUGGACGGGAAGACGCGGGGAAGCGCGGGGGGCGGGGGCGGCGGCGGGGGGGUCGGGAGGGACGAGCGUCGCCGGUCGACGGCGACGGGCGGGGCGAGGCAUCCGUCGUCGUCCUCGGCCGCCGCCGCCGCCGCGGAGAAGAAGUCGAGCGCGCAGCAGCAGCAGCAGCAGCAGCAGCAGCGCGACCGCGACGGGGACGCGUACGACGGGUCGAGGUACGCCUCCGACGGGCAUCUGCGACCCGCGGCGGGACGCGAACGCGAACCGAGCUCAGGACUUUGCCCGGCGUCUCUCUGCGCCCACCCCACGCUUUCAAUCCCCGCCCUCGACGCCUUUCAACUCCACCUGACGCCUAUGAACUCCACCCCGACGUUCGCUUGUAUGGAACGGCCCUCAGUGCUCGACGUGCUCCAAUCCGCUCGCGCGCUGUCGCCGCGCGCGGCGUCCUCCUCGAUCUCCUCCGGCGGCGGCUUCGGCGCGUCGUCGUCGAUCGCGGGACCCUCGUCGUCGUCGUCGUCGGCCGCGGUCGCGUGGGAGUCCAAGGUUGCGGUCUUCGACGCGCUCGCGCGCGCGAUUCGCGUCGGCGGCGUCAAGGCGGCGGCGGACGCGACGACCCACGUCGACAAACUGUCGAACCUUUUCGUCCGACACUUGUCCGACCCGCACCACCGCGUCGCGCUCAGCGCGCUCGAGGCGUUCGUCGAGGUGGUCCCCGCGUGCGGCGGCGCGCUCGAGCCGUACCUCGAGCGAUUGUGCCCGUCGCUGUUCCCGCGAUUGGUCGACGCCAAGGAGAGCGUGCGAGGCGUCGCGUCGGCGGCGCUCGCGGCGGUGGGCGACGCGCACUCCGCGGACGCGCUCCUCCCCGCGCUUCUGACGUCGCUCGAGUCCGCGAAAGCGCCGCGCGCCAAGACGGGCGUCCUGGAGUUCGCGCUGUACGUCCUCAGCGGCCAAGGCGGCGGGACGGACCCGACCGGGAUCGGGAAGUCGCCCGCGAGCGCAGGGAGCGGCGCGCUGAGCGAGUGGGUCGCGCGCGUGGCGCCGUUGACUUCGGACCGCCACGCGCCGUUGCGCGCCGCCGCCGCCGCGGGGCUCGCCGCGGUGCACGCGAGGGCGGACGCUCGAGUGUUGCUGAGGCACCUCGCGUCGCUGUCGAGCGCGGACGCCGCGGCGGUGUGCCGCGCGGUGUCGCCGCACGCGCCGAGCGUCGACUCGGAAUUUCACGCGUACGUCUCCGGCGGCGGCGCGGAGUCUGCGCAUCGAUCGAGGCGCGCGUCUUCGGGCGCGGCGAGGCGGCGGUCGUCCUCCGGUCGCUACGGCGCGCCGUCCUCGGACUCCGACGACGACGUCGACGCGCCGCCGGGCCCCGCGCGGCGCACGCCGACGCGGCGCGACAGCGCCGCGGGCCCCGCGGAUGACGUCGCGUCGCGAGCGCUUCGAGCGUCCAUGGAACGCCUCGGGUUAUCAUCCCCGACGCGCGCGCGCGACGAUCUGGACGGCGCCGCGGGCCUCCGCGCUCACGCGGCGUCGCCCGGGGCGGAUUGGGGACCCGCGUCCGCGGCGAAGACGACGCGCGCGGACGACGCGCUCGUCGGCGCGGGGUCCGCCGACGCCGACUACGCGUUGGCCGAGGCGCUCAGCCUGAGCGCUCGCGAUCCGUCGCGCGCGCUCCCUGGGAUCCGCGCGGCGCUGCGCGACGGCGCGUCCCCCGGCGCGAACGCCGCGGGGCAGGUGCUCGCGAUCGCGUUCGAAGCGCUGGCGCCCGGCGCGAGGGAAGGGACGUCGUCGCAGACGCGCUCGUGCGCGCUGUUCGCGUUGCGCGACCUCGCCGAGGCGUCGCCGCGCGCGUUCGCGCCGCACGCGGCUGUCGCGGUGCCGCGGAUCGUGGACCACCUUCGCGGCGACGACGCGCAGACCGCGAUGGACGCCGCGGACGCGCUCGACGGCGUGUGCGCCGCGUGCGCGCCCGCGGACGCGCUGAAAUUCCUCGCGCCGCACCUCGGCGACGGCGGCGCCGCGCCCGUGCGAUCGCUCUGCGCCGUCGUGUCGCGGACGACGCCGGACGAGCUCAUGCGACGCACGCCGGACGUCAUCCCGGGUCUCGUGGAGGCGUUCAACUCCCCGAGCGCGGACGUGAGGAAGGCUGUCGUCGACGCGCUCGUCGCGGCGUACGACGGGUUGGGGGACUGGCUGCUCCCGCAGCUGGGCGCGUUGACGCCGGCGCAGCAAAAGCUGGUGACGAUUUACAUCAACAGAGCGAUGGAGAAAAACGGCGGCGCGGGGGCGAAGAGAGUCGGCGCGGACGGGCGCGUGCCGCUCGCGCCGCGGAUGAAUUGA